UAACCAACAGACUGAUCAAUCCAUCAAUCAAUCAGCUCAUCAGUCAACUCAUUGAAAAGGACUCUCUGCAUCUUCAUCAAUAUACUGUUGGCAUUCACUUGUUUAAUGGUACUACAAUCGUUCAUAGACAACAUCAUCAUUUAGAUUCUUCAUUUCAUUAACCAUAUCAUAUUCAUAUUGUCUUUACAUCCAUUCAAUCAAUCACAGCAUACUAUACCCCUCUAAUCUAUUCUUGUCACAAUGGUGUUUAUGAAUCUUAUAAGGCAUUCCAAAUACCCUUGUAACUAUAAAGAGAAAUUACAAUUCUUUCAGAGUUCAUAUUUCAACUAUUAUUUCAACAACAAUAGUCUUGCUAGAUACUAUUUCUUCUAUAAUACAAAUUGGGCUAAUGGUGGUCCUCAUCCUUCCAAUCGUGGUUAUGCUGAAGAUCAUUUCUUAAGUAUCGAUAAUGGUCAUUAUGGAUUAUAUUAUUCCAUGUAUAAUCAUGAUUCAGAACGUAAAAGUCAACAGGUUGAAGAUGAAAGAUAUAUCGUUGAAUAUUUAGUUCGUGAAAGUAAGAAAUUACAGCAAUAUUGUAUUUGUGAAAAUAUCAAUCAUAUAAAGAGAUCAACCAUUAUAUUUAUGAAAUUAUUUAAUUUGGAUGUUCAUCAUAAUUUUAAACUUUUAAAGAAAUUCACUAAUGUGUUGUUAUUAUCUACUUCAUCAUUCAUAUGUGGAACUAAUGCUGAUCACCAUCAUCAUCAUCAAGUCAUAGGUCAAAAAUUACAUGAUUUAAUUAACACUGCAUCAUCUUCACCUUUCUUAAUUCAUGUACGUAAUUUCACUACUUUUAAUCCUUUACCAAAAGAUAUAACCUUGGAUGAAGAAAAGAUAUUCGAAUUAGUUAAUGAAAAUCAACCAUUACUAGAAGAAAAUGCCAAAAUCACUCAAAUUCAAAAACAAUCUCCUGCUCCUGUUCAAAAAUCAGAUGGUGAGGAUAUUUUAAAUGUUUCUUCUGAUGUUGCAUCUUCUACUUCAUUGACUACUUCAACUGAAAUAGAAUCAAAUGAUUCAUUUGAAGAAUCUUUAUUAAAUUCACAAAUCUCAAACAUACUUUCAACUUAUGCAAAUUAUUCCAAACCAGAAGAAUUGAAUAUCAUUUAUCCAUUGUUUCAAUCAUUAAAGAGAAAUGAUUUAUCAUUACCAAAUAUCGAUUUAUAUAAUGUGGUUCUCAACUCUAUAGAAAAGAGAGCCUUGGAUUCAGAAUUAAGUUUGGAAGCCAUUGAAAAUAAAUUAACUACCUUAUUAACCAUUUAUCAAGAUGUCUUAGGUUCUGGUGUUAAACCAAAUUUUGAAACUUAUAAUAUAGUAUUAUCAAACUUAUUACAAGGUAGUUUGAAUUGUCAUGCUUUAUUAUCCAAUAAUCAAUUCUAUCAUGUGGAAAUUAUUAAUAAAGGACAAGAAUUUACUCAAGUUGCUCUUGAAUUAUUAAUGUCAAUCAAGAAUUUAAAUCAUUUGAAUUUGAAUGUAUUAAUUCCAAACUUCAUUAAAGCUUUGAAUUUAAAUCCAAGUUUAUUGAAUAAGGAAAUCAUCGAAUUAUUAAUGGAUCAUCUUCCAACUCUUGAUUCUUCUUCAUCGUUUAACAAUGUCAAUGAAAUCAUUAAAUUAACUAAUCAUUUUACUCAAUUUAAUAUCUUCAAUGGUGAUUCGAAACAAAUUUAUGAAUACAUUUUAUCAUUAUAUGAAUCAUAUAAAGUCAAAGCAACAGAGAAGGAAAAUGAAUUUAUCAUUUAUGCUAAUUUAAUCGAUAGUUUAAUUCGUAAUAAUCAAUUCCAAUCUGCUAGUGAAUUCUUAGAUGAUAUUUUAUUCGAUUAUAAAGAGUCAUUAGAAUUCCAUGUGAGACCUUCAAAAGAACAAAUUUCCUUAGUCAUUUCAACUUAUUUGAAUGGAAUUAUCAACAAUACUAAAGCUAAUAAUGUUUCAUUACUUCAAACUUAUGAAUUAUUAACUAAAUUUAAUCGUAUUAGUUAUAUUCCUGAUGUUUCUGUAUCAGUUUAUAAUUCAUUGAUUCAUAAGUAUAUUCAAUACUGUAAUGAAUUAUCAGUCAUGAAAGAUAAAUCAGAAUUACAUCAACAAAAUUAUAAAGUAAUUGGUAGUUUAUAUGACUAUGUGGCUAUCAGAAAAGAUUAUCAAGCUACUCCUACUGUUCAAUUUGUUAAGGAUUCUAAUAGUGUAUGUCGUGAAUCAUUAUUAGAUAAAAGUAUUGAUAUGGGCGAUCAUGAACGAGUUUUCCAAUUAAUUAAAGAAAUCUUAUUAAAGAAUCAUUUAAUCUAUGAUCUCAGUAUAUUCAAGAAAUUACUUAACUAUUUAUAUAAUGGAGUUAUGUACAACAAAAUCGAUGCUAAUGGUGAACCAUUCAAUCAAUAUUACUUUGGAUUAAUUUGGAAUUUAAUUGAAACUCAAUCCAUUCAUUAUGAAGGUAAUUCUCGUGAUUUGAGUGAUUUCCUUUCGGAAUUUGUUAAUUAUUUAAUUAUAAUUCCUCAAUUACCAACUGGAACAUUUAAUGUAUCUACUGUUACUUAUUAUAAUAUUCAAUUAAUUAUGAAUUCAUUAUUUAUUAAUAGAUUAGUUGAUCAAUUUGAUUUACAAAAGGAUAGUGUUUAUGGUUUAGUAUUAAUUUCAAAGUUUUUAAUGACAUUUGAAAAUCAAGAUUUAACUACUGCUAAUAAAAUCCUUCAAUAUCAAGCUAAAUUAAUUAAUCAAUUUGAAGAUUCUGAUAAUCAUUAUAUUGAAUUAGGAUCUAAUUUACAAGAAUUUAAAGUUGAUUUAAUUAAUCAUUUCAAAUCAUUAAUCAAUCAAAAUUUAACUAAUGAUGAUAUUGAAUUAUCUACUACGAUCUUAGAUGCUUGUACUAUGAGUGAUAUUAAGAUUCCUUAUGAAACCAAAGCUAUCAAGAAUGAUUCUUUGAAUCUUAAUUAUGAUCUUAAUUUAAGCUAUUUAUUAAAUGUUAGUUAUAAAGCUGGAGUUGCUCAAUUCAUUGAAUUGUUUAAUAAAGGAUAUAAUUUCAGUUCUAUGACUUGGGAAAUUAUGAUUAAUUAUAAUUUCAUUAAUGAAUAUUUAGAAAAGAAUUCAUCGAUUAGAGCUAGAGAUUUUAUAGAACGAAUUUGGGCUCUGAAUUUUAAUCAUGAAUUAAAAAUUGAAUUAAUGACUCGUUUAAUGAAUAUUCAAAGUGAUAAGACUAAUAUUAAGAUUUUUGAAAUUUUAAAUCAAAAUCCAAGUUUAAUGUUAAAUGGUACUGAAAUUGAUAAUAAAUUACUAGGUAAUUUAUUCCAAAUGGCAAAGGAAUCAUCUAAUGUUUAUUUCAAAAAGUUGAUUUCUAAUCCUGAAUUUUUCGAUAAUGUUUAUGCUAUUAAUUCCCAAUUCACUUGGGUCGAUGAUUAUUUGUCAUUAUUAAAAGAAUUAGAGGAAUAUCAAUUGAUUAUUCAAAUUGUUGACCAAUUUGAAUUUAACAAUACUGUGGAUAAGGAAUUUAAUCAAACUUAUUUCAAAGUUAUUAUUAAUUACUUGAAUGCAUUAUUAAAAACAAGAUCAUUACAAGCAUUUAAUACUACUUUCCAACAAACAUUCAUGCAAAGAAAUCAAUCAUAUCUUCAUGAAAGAGAAUUGAUUGAAUUAUUAAUCAAUUACAAUUUAAUGAUUGGAUCUAACAAGAGUAUUGAAAUGAUUAAUGAAUCAUUUAUAAAAUAUGCCAAUUUAUCAACUAAUAUUCGUGAAAAUUUAGCUUUAGCUAGAUUAAUUAACAAUUUGAAGGAUGAUAAAUUUGAAGAUUCAUUUAAAAAUGGAGGUUGUUUAACUGUUAAAGAGUUUUCCAUCCGAUUACUUAGUGGAGACUUGGGACAAAUGAUUCAAUUAUAUAAUUCCAAUCAAGCUAUGUUAGUUAAUAAAGCCACUAAACUGGAAUUCAUUGGAUAUAUCUUCAACACAUUGAUUGAAGUUAGUGAAUCCAGAAGUAACAUUGAAAAAUCAAUCAUUUAUAACAAGUUCAAUACUGUUAUGAAAUUCUUACAAAUGAAUCAAUUCAAAAGUUUAUCAAGUGAUAACUUAACUAUUAUAAUUCAAUUAUUAACCAAACUUAAAUCAACAGAGGUAUUACAUUUCUUAUUAAUGAGAUUACUUGUGGAUAACAACAAGAAAUUCACCAAUGUGCUUAAUUUUUACUUUAUGGAAGUUCAAUUAUUGGAAUAUAAAGAUAAAUUAAAGACAUUAUAUUGGUUGAAUAAAGCAUUCAAAUACUUGAAAGAUGAUUCAACUAUUCGUUCCAUUAAACAAUUCUGUAAACUCAAUUCCAUCAGUUUACCAAAGCUCACUCAAGAUGAGUUCAUAACUUCAUCUUUAUAAUGAUUUUCCUUCCUCCUGUUCAUCUCCUACCAUACCCUCUCUCCUUUAUAUCAUCACACAUUCUUUUAUUUAUGACUUUUUUACGUUUACUCUAUUUAUUUACUUACUUAUUUAUUUUUUUAUGGCUGGUGGUGUCUGUCUCUUUAUUAUUUAUAGUCUAAUCUACUAGACUAAUCUGGGUGUUAUGUGUCAUGUUUAUAUAUUCUAUGUUAUACAAAUAUAAAUCAUAU
Molecule: messenger RNA, 4607 nt
Organism: Scheffersomyces coipomensis
Lineage: Eukaryota; Fungi; Ascomycota; Pichiomycetes; Serinales; Debaryomycetaceae
Gene: RPM2
Product: ribonuclease P
Exons: 1
Coding region: 241-4377 (1378 amino acids)
Source: RefSeq, a predicted model, not a curated record